AUGAUUGAAAAAGUUGGACUUCUCAACUCAGGACUCCAGGAUAUGACUGCUAUGGCCUGGAACCUCUACUGCAAUUGGGAAUUGGUUGGACAGCCUUCACAGGACGAUCCUACACUAACUCUCAUUCAAGAAUUCAAGGAGGCUUUCUCUCGCAAAGAUGUAACAGUCCACUUCAUGGGACUCUGGGACACCAUUAAUUCUGUGGGGAUUUUCAGAGACAAGUUAUUCCCGUAUACUACCAGUAGUGCUAUUGUUAAGCAUGUAAGACAUGCUGUUAGUAUUGACGAAAGAAGGGCCAAGUUUAAACAACUUCUUUUUGCUCCUUAUAGCUACUACCCCUGCCUUUUUAGUUUGAACUGUACCAGUUGCGAUGAAGAAGAAGAGGAGGCUCGUUCUCUUUUCACGUCUCAUAACAUGGAUGCCGGUUCUUUCUUAGGGAGUUUGCUAUUGGGAAAUACCAAAGUCCACAGAGUCCCUUGUGAUUCUGAAGAUAUCGUAGAACUAUUCUUCCCAGGAAAUCAUGGUGAUUGUGGAGGAGGCUGGCCCGUCGAUUUAGAUGGACAAUAUCUUUCUGAUAUUCCUUUGAGAUGGAUGCUUCUGCAAGCAAUUAAGUUCGGUGUUAUCUUCAAAACUAAUGCUAUCCACGAGUUCAACGACAAGCACCCAGUGUCUAAAAGUCUUCUCCUGUGUCAUCACGAUAUACUCUCCCUCAAGAGAGAAAGACCUAUCUAUACCCAAUUGAUAUUAACAAAUGGCCUUCCAAGAUCACCUGUCUGCAGAUUUGAUUCCAGAGGAGACGAAUACCUCUACUAUACUUUGUUCUGGUGGUUGAUUGAGCUUCUUCCUAUUGGAUACAAGGUGGAGAAUAAGGAGGGCCAAUGGAGAAAUGUCUAUGUACCCAAUUUAGGAAGACCUCGUAAGAUUCCAAGGAACAGUUCUUUUCAUUGGAGCGUUUUCUACCGAAUGCACUAUGUCAAAGACUACUGCCCUUCUAAUAUCCCUUUGGACUUGAUAGGUCCGAAAUAUUUAGAGCUGAUUGACGACUUCAAAAAGUGCUAUAAAGGUAUCGAUGUUGAAGAGUAUGCCCGGAAGUUGACGGCUGAAGAAAUCAAAAACGACUGGAAGAAUAAGAUCUGGAGAAUCAUCCCUGAUGAACUUCAGUUGCUCUUGGAGAAGGAU
Scheffersomyces stipitis CBS 6054 is the source of this 1179-nucleotide messenger RNA. RefSeq lists its product as uncharacterized. The annotation marks the transcript as partial. The record is from RefSeq and is a predicted model, not a curated record. The transcript has 3 exons. Lineage: Eukaryota; Fungi; Ascomycota; Pichiomycetes; Serinales; Debaryomycetaceae.